This is a messenger RNA of Sugiyamaella lignohabitans, 948 nucleotides long. It is a transcript of the gene SEC13, whose product is annotated as GTPase-activating protein SEC13. The coding region runs from base 1 to 948 and encodes 315 amino acids. The record is from RefSeq and is a predicted model, not a curated record. Gene Ontology annotation, molecular function: structural molecule activity; protein binding. Lineage: Eukaryota; Fungi; Ascomycota; Dipodascomycetes; Dipodascales; Trichomonascaceae. Gene Ontology annotation, cellular component: nuclear pore outer ring; COPII vesicle coat. The transcript has a single exon. Gene Ontology annotation, biological process: COPII-coated vesicle budding; positive regulation of TOR signaling; protein import into nucleus.
AUGGUUUCCAUUGGCAAUGCACACAAUGACCUUAUUCACGACGCUGUGUUAGAUUAUUACGGAAAGCGUCUUGCUACCUGUUCGUCAGACAAAACUAUUAAGAUUUUCGAGAUUGAUGGCGAGACUCAGAGGCUAAUUGAUACACUUCGUGGCCAUGACGGGCCAGUAUGGCAGGUCAGCUGGGCUCAUCCUAAGUUUGGUGUGAUUCUUGCUUCUGCUUCAUAUGAUGGAAAGGCAUUUAUUUGGAGAGAAGAUAAUGGCCAGUGGUCAAAUAUUGCCCAACAUGCUGUUCACCAAGCGUCUGUGAACUCUGUAUCAUGGGCCCCUCAAGAGUACGGAGCUCUGUUAUUAUGUGCUUCAUCUGAUGGUAAGGUUUCAAUUGUCGAGUUCAAGGAUGAUGGUAAACCCGACUCUAUCUCUUUCCCAGCACAUGCUGUUGGUGUCAACGCCGCUUCCUGGGCCCCUCCAUCUGUUAGUGGCUCCAUUAUCCAGACCGGUGCAGGAGCUACUAUUAAUGCCGCUACCGACGGUAAUGGCUCAUCGACCACAUCGACUGCACAGGAGACCCGCCGAUUCGCGUCUGGUGGCUGUGAUAACCUCGUUAAAAUCUGGAAGUUCGACAGCUCGGUCGGCAGUUAUGUCGAAGAAGUCGCUCUUGAGGGACACACCGACUGGGUCAGGGACGUGGCCUGGUCGCCCUCGGUGCUGUCAAAAUCAUACAUUGCAUCGGCCUCGCAAGACAAGACCGUCAUCAUCUGGACCCAGGAGGGAUCUGGUCCAUGGAAGAAAAACCUCCUUAAAAGUGACAAGUUCCCCGAUGUCGUUUGGAGAGUCAGCUGGUCGCUCUCUGGCAACAUCCUCGCUGUUUCUGGCGGCGAUAACAAGGUCACUCUCUGGAAAGAAAACCUCAAUGGCGAGUGGGAAUCGGCCGGCGUUAUCGACGAAUAG